GCGGAGGAAGGCGCCUAGAGCCGGAAGAGCAGCGGCGAGGCGGUGGCUGCUGAGUCCGUGGUGGCAGAGGCGAGGGCGACAGCUCCAGAGGGUGGCGGCGGCCCCGAGAGCAGGAUGCGGGUCCGGAUCGGGCUGACGCUGCUUCUCUGUGCGUUGCUGCUGGGCUCGGCCUCGGCGUCCUCGGAUGAAGAAGGCAGCCAGGAAGAAUCCUUAGAUUCCAAGACCUCUUUGCCAUCAGAUGAGUCUGUAAAGGACCAUACUACCGCAGGCAGGGUAGUUGCUGGUCAGAUAUUUCUUGAUUCAGAAGAAUCCGAGUUAGAUCCCCCUAUUCAAGAAGAAGAAGACAGCCUCAAGAGCCAGGAGGGGGAAAGUGUCGCAGAAGAAAUCAGCUUUCUAGAGUCUCCAAAUCCAGAAAACAAGGAGUAUGAGGAACUAAAGAAAGUACGGAAACCAGCUUUGACCGCCAUUGAAGGCACAGCACAUGGGGAGCCCUGCCACUUCCCUUUUCUGUUCCUGGACAAGGAGUACGAUGAGUGUACAUCAGAUGGGAGAGAAGAUGGCAGGCUGUGGUGUGCGACAACCUAUGACUACAAGGCAGACGAAAAGUGGGGCUUCUGUGAAACUGAAGAAGAGGCUGCUAAGAGACGGCAGAUGCAGGAAGCAGAGAUGCUGUAUCAGACUGGUAUGAAGAUUCUCAACGGCAGCAAUAAGAAAAGCCAAAAGAGAGAAGCAUAUCGGUAUCUUCAAAAGGCAGCAGGCAUGAACCAUACCAAGGCCCUGGAGAGAGUGUCAUAUGCACUUUUGUUUGGUGAUUACCUGACACAGAAUAUCCAGACAGCGAGAGAAAUGUUUGAAAAACUGACCGAGGAAGGUUCUCCCAAGGGACAAACUGCUCUUGGCUUUCUUUAUGCCUCUGGACUUGGUGUUAAUUCAAGUCAGGCAAAGGCCCUUGUAUAUUAUACUUUUGGAGCUCUUGGGGGCAAUCUAAUAGCCCACAUGGUUUUGGGUUACCGAUACUGGGCUGGCAUUGGUGUCCUCCAGAGUUGUGAAUCUGCGCUGACUCACUAUCGUCUUGUUGCCAAUCACGUUGCUAGUGAUAUCUCGCUAACAGGAGGCUCGGUAGUACAGAGAAUUCGGCUGCCUGAUGAAGUGGAAAAUCCAGGAAUGAACAGUGGGAUGCUAGAAGAAGAUUUGAUUCAGUAUUACCAGUUCCUAGCCGAAAAAGGUGAUGUGCAAGCACAGGUUGGUCUGGGACAACUGCAUCUGCAUGGAGGGCGUGGAGUAGAGCAAAAUCAUCAGAGAGCAUUUGACUACUUCAAUUUAGCAGCGAAUGCUGGCAAUUCACAUGCUAUGGCCUUCUUGGGAAAGAUGUAUUCGGAGGGAAGUGAUAUUGUACCUCAGAGUAAUGAGACAGCACUUCACUACUUUAAGAAGGCUGCUGACAUGGGCAACCCAGUUGGACAGAGUGGGCUUGGAAUGGCCUACCUCUAUGGGAGAGGAGUUCAAGUUAAUUAUGAUCUGGCGCUAAAAUAUUUCCAGAAAGCAGCUGAACAAGGCUGGGUGGACGGGCAACUGCAGCUCGGUUCUAUGUACUACAAUGGCAUCGGAGUCAAGAGAGAUUAUAAACAGGCCUUGAAGUAUUUUAAUUUAGCUUCUCAGGGAGGCCAUAUCUUGGCUUUCUAUAACCUUGCGCAGAUGCAUGCCAGCGGCACAGGUGUGAUGCGAUCAUGCCACACUGCGGUGGAGUUGUUUAAGAAUGUGUGUGAACGAGGCCGUUGGUCUGAGAGGCUUAUGACCGCCUAUAGCAGCUACAAAGAUGGCGAUUACAAUGCUGCAGUGACCCAGUACCUCUUACUGGCUGAACAAGGCUAUGAAGUGGCCCAAAGCAAUGCAGCCUUCAUUCUUGAUCAGAGAGAAGCAACCAUCGUAGGUGAGAAUGAAACGUAUCCCAGAGCUUUGCUACAUUGGAACAGGGCUGCCUCUCAAGGCUAUACUGUGGCUAGAAUUAAGCUUGGAGAUUACCAUUUCUAUGGAUUUGGCACUGAUGUAGAUUAUGAGACUGCAUUUAUUCAUUACCGUCUGGCUUCUGAGCAACAACACAGUGCACAGGCUAUGUUUAACCUGGGGUAUAUGCACGAGAAAGGACUGGGCAUUAAACAGGAUAUUCACCUUGCAAAGCGUUUUUAUGACAUGGCCGCUGAAGCCAGCCCCGAUGCACAAGUGCCAGUCUUCCUGGCUCUCUGCAAGUUAGGCGUUGUCUAUUUCCUGCAGUACAUACGGGAAACAAACAUUCGAGAUAUGUUCACCCAGCUUGAUAUGGACCAGCUUUUGGGACCUGAGUGGGAUCUUUACCUCAUGACCAUCAUCGCAUUGCUGCUGGGAACAGUGAUAGCAUACAGACAGAGGCAGCACCAAGACAUGCCUGUCCCUAGGCCUCCGGGGCCACGGCCAGCUCCCGCCCAGCAGGAGGGGCCGCCCGAGCAGCAGCCACCACAGUAACAGCCACCAUGCCUGGCCUUGGUCAGUGACAACUAAGACAGUUGUUCGCUGAGAACACUUGCAGUUGAUUUAGGGCUCUGGCUCAGUGGUCACAUCCUGGAGGAGGCACAAGGAAGCAUUGAAUUCCUAACGCUGCUUAGAACCUGAUGCCUUUAUCUUCAGGGAUAAGUAACUCUUACCUAAACUAAGUUGAAUGUUUGUUUCAGUGCCAUAUGGAAUAACAACUCUCUCAGUGGCUUUUUUUUUUUCAUGGAAACAUAUGUGAGACACUCAACAUAAUGUCUGCUGUAUCCAGCUAUCUUUCUUGGAUCCCUUUAGUCAUUCUUUCAAUGUGCAUAAGUUCUUACUAUCCACCAUCUUUAAGGUAUUGUGCAUCGACACUAAAAACUGAUCAAUGUAAAAAGGAAAACCCAAUUAGUUGCAAGUUUAACCUUAAACAUGUUUGAAAGUCUGAAAAUAGAACUUGCCUUUUAAGUUAAAAAAAAAAGUCUUCGAAGGGUUUUAGACCUGUGGUAACUGAGCAACUUUUACCAGGCCACAUGGAAAGAUCCACGUUCAGCAUAUUUGUUAUUUCAUAAGGGAAUGUUGGGAGGUUUCUUAUUAUUGGUGAUUAUCACAUUUUAUACCAUAUUCCCCUUCUUCAAAGACUGAAAGUCCUUGCUAAAGAGUUUUUUGUAAACUGUACUUCUUUGGAAUGGAACAUAUAUAUAUAUAGAUAUAUAUAUAGAUAUAUAUAUAUAUGUAAAACUUUGUGAACUGACUCCUUGCAUUAACAUGUGAAUUUGCUCUGUAAUUUGCUUGUUUUGAAUACACAGAGCCUCAAUCCAGAAGCCAGAGGAUGGACAAAAUGGGAGAAAUUAGAAAGCAAUAUUAAAGAAACUCUGUAUGGGGUACCAGGAUCAUAGAUCCACUUUCUCAAAAGUUGAAGCAUUUGUGCCCAGAAUUCAUUUUAUGUUGCAUUUCUUAUUGCACAAAGAAAAGAUCCACCCUCCUGAAGCUUUAAAUAUGAAAUCGCCAGGAUAUGGCACCCAGGAGCUACCAUUGUCAUACUCAGGGCAUCAAAGGUGGGUGGAACUCAGUGGUUGCCGAAAGCUGAAGCCUGUCUGUACCCUCUGUAUAGCUGAGGUCGCUUUUUAUUUCUGACAGUAGCAAGUCAGCCGCUACCUUAGUUCUCAUGUUCACCAUGCUUCCACUGUCAACCUUAGGAAAAUCAAGGCCCCUAUACUUCAGGAUUGUCUGAUUAAAUAGCAUGGGGAAAAAUGACAAAAAAGAGAACAGAAUUUCACAUAAUCACAUGAAUGUAAGAAUUAAAGCUUAGACCAAAUUUGUCUUUGAUCUUAUUGUCAGAUGGUGGCGUCCACCCUCCUGUGUCUCAUCUGGGACUGCUUGUGUUUCUGAGCAGGCCUUCUGCACCCACUGACAUCAGUCCAUUCAUAUACUUUUUUUACCACAAUCCCUCAUCUGCCAGAAAACUUGAAGAGUUGAUUACUCAUAGAGUUAUGAUGCUUUGGGUUUUGAAGUUGGGGUUGUAUUUAGAUCUAGAUUUAAUUAGUCUAGAAUGAACAUGAAGGCUUUCAAUGUGAAGUUGUAUACUUAUUUUGUGUUUAGAGUAUUAUGGGAAGCAGGCUUUCCCCCCAGACCAUUGCUUCCAAAUUUGAAGAGGUGGUCCCAGAGAGAACCGAAUGUGUGAAAGCACAUCUGUGAAAGGUGGGGAGUUUUACCCUCAAAAGCGUAACGCCACUUGGGCAGCUCUUGUAAAUACUAAGGCUUGUUUGACCUCUUACGCAUAGAGAUGUGAGUGCAACUGGCACAGUACGUUGGUGUCCACCCAGCUGCCUCUUCUCCCCGCUUCAAAUAAGUACAGUUGGUAGUAGCAGCCACGUAUCAUUAGAAAGAACUGUUUUAAUUUAUUUAGAAGUUGAAAAACCCUCGAAGACAACUUUUCAUCUUUUCCUUCUGCCAUUGUCUAAUUUCUCUUUCAGCAGCAUCUCCUUCCAUCUUUUACUUCCCUUCAUGGUACCUUGAGAAAACAUUUCUAACAACAGAGUGCACUACCUAGGGCUGGAUGGGAAAGCGUAGUCUUGUUCUUCAUGUAAUAACAAACUUCUAUUAGUUUACCACUUGCCUUUUUUAUUAUUGGUAUUCCAAAUAUCCUUUCCUUGGCUUGUUUCCACUUCCUGUUUUACCCUGGGUCAUUUGCUACCAGAAAUUUGAACAGUAUCUUUAAAAUUAACUAAGUUCUUAGGACUUCAUUUAAAGACUGUCUCAAAAUACUUUGCUCCCUUUUUCUUUUUUGUUCAUGGGACAUGGUACCUAAGCAAAUAGGAAUUGGGUUUGGUUUUUCUCCUAACAUAAUGCUCAAUACUUACCUAAUCAAAUGGCAUCCAUUUGAAUAAAAUGACAAUAACUAAAGCUAGUUAAUGUCAGUGACAUUAAACUAACUCCAGGAUUCAGGAGUUGUAGUGUUAGAGUUUAGACUUAUCAGAUGGAGUGUGGCUUCCUUUCUCUUCCAGUAGCCCAUCUCUCCUGAUUCCUUUUCUAGUUGAUCUUGCUGCUUUCAAAGGUGAUGACAGUGGUACUCUUUAGCUUGUAUCACCUUGUGCAUUUGGUUUGUUGGUUAGCCAGCUGUCUUGAGACUGUCCAUUUUGCUUCUGUUUUAUUUUACAAAAGUAGCAUUGGCAGGUUUCUUUUUUAUUCUUGUAUUUGAAGUUUUUGUUUCUGGUUUUUCUAGGUGAGGCUUAUCUUAUUUUUGAUUACUAGUCAGUGGCACAGAAAAAGUAAAUCAAAGACUUUUUUCAAAAUUCAUUAUUAGCACUUAAAUAAGAUUAACUUAUGAAUCAUUCAUCUUAAUACUCUUAAGGAGUUGCUACUUUUCUUCCUAUAAGAUUAAUUUCUGAGAGUUUUACCACUAAGCUGUUUUAUCUCUGUACCAUUGGGAAGUUUGGAAACGUCCAGUGAUCUGGUGAUGAUCUGAUGAUUUAUUUAAUUAAGGAGCUUCUGAUCCCUCCAGGAAACUUAAGUAUUCUAUAUAUAGGAUUUUUUUCUUUGUUUUUCCCUGUAUUCAUUGCUUCUCAUGUUUGUUCUUUAAACCAAUGUUUUGGAAGUAUGCAUGGAGGCCUAUAAAUGAAAACCACAAUUCUUCAUGUGUGUAGCAUGUGGAUUCAUGUCUAACUAUAUAUGCAAAAACUUCCUUUACAGAGGUUUGGACUAACAUUUCACAUGCACAUUUCAAAACAAGAUGCUUCAGGUAAACAGCUCCAUGACCUGCCAAGAACAGCAGGGCUAUAUUUGCUCCAGUGACAGCUGGUAUUUGUUUUGGAAGUGAAUCCAACAUACAUUACACAAUAUUAUGACUAGAAGUAUGUAAGAAGUUAUCAGCACAAAAGAAAACUUCUAUUUUCAUUAGUCAUUGCUCUCAAACAUAAGUGAAAAUAUAAAAUUUCUGAAUGCCAUAUUGUCUGAGGCAGUACCUUGUUUUUAAAUGUGUGGCAUUCACUGAAAAGCUAAAUUUCUCCAUCCACUUGGUAUUUCAAGAAAAUUUAAAAUGAUCUCAAGUAAAAAUGAUUUGUAUUUUAAAGUGACUAUUUACACAAGUAAAAAUCCAAUUUUGUGUGCAUGAAAAGGAUCCCUUGGUUAUAUACAGGGAAUCAUCGCAUGUGUGCUGUUCUUCCUAUUUGGUUUGACAAACAGGCUGACACUGUUCUCUUUGAUUUAAAAAAAAAAUUCAUAAAACUCAUAGUGUUGAUAUGAUCGAGAUGUAACCACUAUAAUUAUUUAGGAGAGGAAGUUUAAAAAGACCAUCAGCUGGCAUUGUGAAGAACACCAUGGUAGAUUUUUUUUGUAAGUUUAUUUUGUAUUUAAUGAAAUGCAGCAUAAAGGCUGGUGAAGUGUAGUAUAAUUGUGUAAACAAAAAUAUCCUGUUAAUAGAGAGAUGUACAGAUUCGUUUUGUACUGUAUCUUGAAACUUGUGAAAUAAAGAUUCCACCUCUGGUUA
This is a messenger RNA of Carlito syrichta (Philippine tarsier), 6493 nucleotides long. RefSeq names its product SEL1L ERAD E3 ligase adaptor subunit (gene SEL1L). The record is from RefSeq and is a predicted model, not a curated record. The transcript has 21 exons. Gene Ontology annotation, cellular component: endoplasmic reticulum membrane. Gene Ontology annotation, molecular function: protein binding. The coding region runs from base 115 to 2499 and encodes 794 amino acids. NCBI's taxonomy places the organism in Eukaryota, Metazoa, Chordata, Mammalia, Primates, Tarsiidae. Gene Ontology annotation, biological process: ERAD pathway.